Molecule: messenger RNA, 2484 nt
Organism: Prunus armeniaca (apricot)
Lineage: Eukaryota; Viridiplantae; Streptophyta; Magnoliopsida; Rosales; Rosaceae
Source: the annotation of a GenBank genome assembly
AUGGAAGCAGCGGCCUCGGCUCCUCCUUGGAUACCUGAAGACGACCUUCGCUUGAAGAAGGCCAUGGAGGCAGGUGCUUCUCUGGAAGCACUUGCCAAAGGAGCUGUGCGAUUUUCGCGCAAGUUCUCGGUCCGGGAAUUGCGAGAGCGGUGGUCCUCGCUCCUCUACGAUGCCGAUAUCUCGGCCGAGGCCUCGUCUCGGAUGCUGGAAGUCGAAGGUUGCAAUUCCAGCGCAGCGUUCAAGUCUAGUAGAGUCGGCAGUUCUAGGGAUUCGAAGCGUAAAGGCGAAAGCAUACGCAAACACUAUUAUGCUAUGCAGAAGAGACUCCGCACUUCUAAUUCCGUUGAUCCUAACUCUUAUCACAAAAAAAUUUUCGAUCCUAAUUUUCUGUUCGCGCCACACCUUGAUAAUGGCGAGGCUUUAGAGGAAAAUUUUGGGGUUGGAGAUCAUAAUCAACCCUUGUUUAUGGAUUGCAAUGGCAAUGAGAGCAAUGCUGCGGAUGCAUUUCGUGCUGGAGAGUGUGUCUCAAUUGGAAAUCAUGGUGUGGAGGGAGUUGUGAGGGAAGCGUGCCCUAAUGGAUUUGUGGAACAGGUUUCAUUAUUGCCGAACGGAUUAGGAGAGGAUACUUUUUUCCAUGAUCCUGCUUGCGAAGAUUUGCCUACUCAGGGAGAUGAUUUAAUUGAUUUUGAAAAUGCCCUGGAUGUGGAAGAUAUAGGGCCAUCACAUGCAUCGACAGAUGAGCCUCUUUGGAAAACGAUUGAGGAUGUACCAGCACCAGAAAUGCCAAUUGAUGUGAGCCUCGGGGUUAAUGGUGAGGAUGCCGAAAAGACAUUGGUAGUUCCUGAUGAUGCGGAUGGGGAGAAUAUUGGUUCAUCUCAAUAUGAAGUUGUCCAUUCUGAGGCAAUGUUGAAUGAUAGAGAAGUUUGCGAUGAACUGAAUAGGUCUGUAACAAUCUCCGGAGGUGAUUAUGCAGAUAUAUACCUUACGAAUGAGGAUGAGCUCACCUUCAUGGAUGUUAAUGGAAAGGAGUCAAUGGAUAAGUCCUCUUAUGAAAGCCUGAAGCCGAUUCCGUUGAGUUCUCCCAAAGAUGUUCAUGAAUAUGUUGUGCCUGAUCCUUGUCAACCUCAAAAGUUGAUUUCAGACUCAUUCCAGGAUGUUUCACACAAUGUGCAUACUGCCAAGAUGCCCGACUCUUGUCAACCACAAAAUUUGAUUUCAGAAACAUGCCAGGAUGUUUCACACAAUGUGCAUGCUGCCGAGAUGGAUGUUGCCGCUAAACCGUCUCACUCUCUGCAUGAUGAGCAGCGUGAUAUUUCUUCUGCUGAAGCUAAUAAUCCAUCAUCUACAUCAGUGCCAAAUCCUCUUACUCCUGAACUUCAUGAGAAAGAGAUGAUUUGCACAUUGAAUACCGAGGACCCUGAAAUCCCAUGCAAUGAUGAUAUAUUUCCACCUACUGGAAUAGUUCAUGCUGUAGUGCAGCCAACCUUAAAAGAAGCUAGUGGGUUAGCAUCCUCUACUGGCAAAAGAAAAUGUGAUCAACAAACAAUAACCUUGACGAAAGAAGAAGAUCCUGCACAACCUUUUAAGGUUCCUCGGAUGGUAGGACACAACACAAUUACAGAAAACAGCCCCAACCAUGCACUUGUUUCUUUUGGAAUUAAAGCUGCAUAUGGUGAUAGUAACAGUCUAGCUUCAGUCUCCAAACAUGAUAAAAAUGUCCCCGCCGACCCAAGCCAAUGCAGAUCAGCACAUCAACCGCCUAAGUCUAUCACAAAUCGAGCGCUAAAAGAAGAGGGAAUAGUUGCUCCAUCUACAGUUGCAGAACUUGCACCUGUAAUCACAGAACCAGGUUCUACUAAAAUGACUUUUCUAGAACCAGAAGCCAACCCCUCAGCACUAGAUUGUGAAGAAUCUGAGGAAGAAUCUGAUGAUGAUGUUGAUGAUGAUGAUGCUGACAUUCCCUAUUUUUCUGAUAUUGAACAGAUGAUACUUGAGAUGGAUUUAUGUCCAGAUGAUCAGGAUUCAUAUUUCAGUAAAAUAGCCUCAGCAUAUCAAGAUGAGGAUUCUAAAAGGCGUAUCAUGAGAUUAGAACAGUGUGCACGAUCCUCUAUGCAAAGAGACCUUGCAUCUAAAGGUGCACUUGCUGUACUGUAUGGUCGCCAUGUAAAGGAAUAUAUUAAGAAAACUGAGGUAAUACUUGGCCGGUCAACAGAAGAUAAUGAAGUUGAUAUUGAUUUGGGAAAGGAAGGGCUACACAACAAAAUAUCUAGACGGCAGGCUGUGAUAAAGAUGGAAGGAGAUGGUUCUUUCUUUUUGAAGAAUCUUGGCAAGGGUUCAAUUUUUUUGAACGGCAAAGAAGUUACUAUUGGACAGCUUGUUAGCCUUAGUUCAAGUAACUUGAUUGAGAUUAGGGAAAUGGCCUUUGUCUUUGAGAUAAAUCACAAAUACACCAAGUUUGAAUGGUCGCCUGGGAGAGGUCUAUAA